Messenger RNA from Lodderomyces elongisporus, 1536 nucleotides. RefSeq lists its product as uncharacterized. The record is from RefSeq and is a predicted model, not a curated record. The coding region runs from base 1 to 1536 and encodes 511 amino acids. Lineage: Eukaryota; Fungi; Ascomycota; Pichiomycetes; Serinales; Debaryomycetaceae. The transcript has a single exon.
AUGACGUUGACAUUGCCUAAUAUACAUGAGUAUACAGCUGUUCAUGGGCUAAUGAGACUACUACAGCACCAAAACAAUUACCCAGACCCUGGAUCCGGUGCACACGUGUUAUCAGCACAAGCCAGAAACCUUUUAGGCCCCAAUAUACCAGAUGUGAUGGUUGGUUACACGGUUGCAAUGCAAUAUAACCUAUUUGGUGACUACCCAUUUACCAAGGAUAUAGCUCCGUCGGCUGUCUUUACUGCAUUGUUUGGACUUGUCUUGGUGGCACACCUCACCAUUUUCACCAUCAAUUACUCCCGUGGCCACUAUUUUUGGCCCCAGAUUGGCUUUAUCGUUUACGCUAUUUGCAGGCUAUUAGGUUUUGCUUUGAGAAUAGCAUGGUCUCACGACUUGAGUAAUACGGGUAUUGGUGUUACCGGUGAAGUAUUUUUGAUUCUCCCAACUGUAUUGCUUCCCAGCUAUAAUUUAAUAUUGGCGCAACGUAUAUUCACGUGGAGACAUCCAGUAGGAGGCUCACGCAGACUAUUCUGGAACCUUAUGUUGACGUUGUACGCAGUUGUUGCCGGUGUAGUUGCCAUGACCAUUGUUGCUUCGACUUGUAUGAAUAUAUACUUGUUGGGAGCACCAAACUUUCAAAGGUAUAUUCACGUUAUUCAGGCCUCAUCGAUUUUGAUUAUUACCUACUCGUUAACGGCUGUUGCUUUGAUUGCGUUGGCAUUUUUCUUCAAGCCAACCAGAAAGGAUGAGAAUUUGUGCACCUACCAACCAUGGUGGAUCGAAUCGUUCUCGCCUUUUUACUUUGUACGCAAGGGUGAGCCACAAGAGGCAGCAAUGAGUUUCUUGAAGAGGAAUCACAACCACCGUUUUGCCAUUAGAGUCAUUGCAGCAACACACCAUCAUUACAAAAUGGUUAAGGGCCUUACGACUGAGCGUGGAGACUUGACGCAUAACACAUCAAUGAUGAUCAUUGCUGCAACUACGUUGAUUAUCCUUAUUGGUGCCAUUUUGCGUUCGGUGGUGUGUUUCCAAGCGCGUAUAAUGUACGAGCGUUCGGCCGUGGGAUCAGCUGCGAUGAUGUAUGUAUGGUGGGGAGGCCUUGAAAUCGUGGUUAACAUUUUGUACCUCGUCGGUAGAGUUGACUUGAGGUUCUACAGACCAGACAGAUUGCCCAAGCAUAUUCAACAUAUCAAUACUGCAGAACAAUCAUUAUAUCCAUCUGAAAUUGAAAGUACCGUGGAUAUUGAUGAACAUGGUAGGGUCAUUGAAUCUGGUAAUCACAGCAUAAAGGAAGAAGAUUAUGAUACCGAUAAGACUGACGAAUCAAGAAACAGCAGUGACACUGAUGAAUUUUACUUUUAUGAUGGACCAGCUGCGGGAGGUGAAGAUACAAGUUUCAGUAGUCCCGAAUCGCAAUAUGUACCAGAUAUAAAUGGGCAAAAGGGUUCUCGAGCAUCACAACUCGCGCGCAAAAAACCUCAACUUCCAUACCCUAAUAACGAAAAGUCAGAUGCAGAAUCUGAUUUCCAAUUCUAG